ACACUUAACAAUUGUAAUUCAUGGAUGAAAGUGAAAAACUAACGACAACUCAUUGAAAUUGUUUAUGAAAUUUUUCAUUUAAAACGAAUAUUGGAGUAUAGCCUUGUGUUUUCUCUUCGUUAUUCUUAAUUACGAACGUCGAUACAAUGUAAAUAGAUGUAAUUUCCUUUAUUUUAUCUAUAUUCUAAAAAAGAUCAAAUUGAUUUUAAUUUAUUAAACAUUUUUAAAACGGUUAAUUUAAAAACUGUGAAGAGAGAAUUUUUGAAUAAAUUAAUAAACUUAAAGUUAAUUUUAAUUGGUAAUCAAAAUAUUAUUAUUAGUUUUAAGAGGUCAAUAUCUUCUUUAUGUUUAGUUUUUUAUUAUGGGAUAAAAGUAUCAGCUCAAUGUAACUUUUAUAUAUAUAUAUAUAUUUACAUAUAUAGAAGACAUGCCUAGCUUAUGUGUAAAGUUGGGGGCAGUAGCUUUCAGCAAUUAGGGGUACCGAUAGGGGUCGCUUCUAGGUUGAAAUAUCGUUAAACACGCCCCAAGCUGUCGCAGAGUUUUUCCAAAUUAUAAAUAUCUCAUUUAUGCUAAUAUAAACCAUUUAAGAUAAAGUAGGAUUUAUAAAAGGAUGCUAUUAGUUAUAUUGUAUUGACCAGCUGAAAAAGAACCAUAAGGAGAAUGUUUUUCUGCAAUAAUACAGCUACUGACGGAAGCCGGAGAUUGUGCAAGUUUGAUAUCUAUAGUUUUUUAGUCCAUUUAGUGUUUAGUGGUAUAUUUCUGCUUGGAACAUGUUACUUGAUCUGGAAAAAUUGGAAUAAACGACUUGGUGAAGCGUGGCGGCCAUUCUCCCACACUUCCCGCUAUAUAUGUACCAUUGCUUUGAUAUAUAUUCAUGUUUUGGAAUUGGUUGAGGGAAUAAUAGCCGAUUUAGAAUUUCCUGGACGUCAGACACAUUUGCACUUGACGACGUCUUUAUCGAUUGUUUCGGUCAUUUUGUCUCUUAUUUACUACAAUCAAAUAGAGGUGAACAGAGCUAGAGGUUUCCUCUUUUUUUUGCUAUGCUAUUGGCCGACAACUAGUGCGCUAAAUACAUUGCGAGCCAUAGAAUUAUUGAAGUUAAAUCUCACUGUUAAAAAUGUGAGGUGCUGUCUAGUUUUUGCGUCAACCUUAUUACGAUAUUAUGCUGGAAUCUGGGAGGUUUAUCUCUUUAUACGGGAGAAAUACAUCUGUUGUAGAUUUAAAAGGGAAAAAUCAUUUUUCGAUAAGAUAAAAGGUCACGAACAUUAUCAUGCAAACUUUUUGUCAAGGUUAACGUGGAAUUGGAUAACACCUUUACUAGCUGGAGGUUUUAGCAAGAAAUUAAAUCUAGAAGAUCUUGGUCAAUUUUAUCCCACCGAACAAUCUGAAUCAAAUUCUCAAAGAAUGAAUGAAGAAAUGAUGAAACAAAGUUACAAAAAUGGCGGCAAAAUUAAUUUAUGGAAAUUGAUAAUUAAAUGCCAUGGAAAAUAUUUUGCAUUGAGUGGUUUAUGCAAACUGAUUGCUGAUAUGUUAUUAUUCUUUGGCCCAUUUGUACUAAAUAGAGUCGUUAUUCAUGCUGGAUUGUAUUCUGAAAAUAAAAAUUUCUUGGGAAAUUAUUCAAUGUCCUAUCCAAUUUCUUUCCAUAGAAAUUAUAGCAAUGAAUACAAUACUACCGAAGACUUUAUUACUAAUUACAUUCCACCUCAAAAACCUGUUUAUCCUACUUGGGAUUUAUUGAUGCAAAAUGGAUUUUUUCUUGCUGUUCUUGCCCUUGGAGUACAACUUAUUCAAAAUAUUUUAUGGCAAAAUCAUUUUUUCCUUGCUAUCCGAGAAGGUAUUCGCUGUAAAGGCUCCUUACAAGGUCUUAUUUAUCAAAAGAGUUUGAGGUUAACUUUAUUUUCACUAAAUGACGAUGAAUUCAGCGGAAAAAUCCUCAAUCACAUGUCGCUUGAUGCUUAUCAUAUGUAUUUCUUGUUCUAUCUUGGUAACUGCUCGUGGACAGUUCCAAUUCAAGUUGGUGUUACAAUUUUCUUAUUAUAUCAACAAUUGGGUGUUUCCGCUAUCAUUGGAGCUAUUUUCCUUAUUUUAAUUCUCCCUCUACAAAUAACUGUUGGAGGUGUGAUGUCGAAAUUCCAAAAGAAGGCCAUGCGCUACACUGAUAAACGUAUUAAACAAUGUAACGAACUACUACAAAGCAUUAAAUUACUGAAACUUUAUGCAUGGGAGUUGGUUUUUAGGGAUAAAUUAGAAGUCACGAGAAUGAAGGAAUUAAGAAUGAUGCUGAAAGCAGCGUGUAUGAGAGCUAUUUCACUUGUUCUUACAGAGAGUGCACCAAUAUUAGCUAUUAUGGUAACAUUUCUUCUCUACUCUCAAAUGUCUGGAGAAUAUCUGACUGCUAAUAAAGUAUUCUCAGGUGUGGCUCUGUUCAAUUUACUUCUUAUACCGUUGGUUGUAGUGACAAUGAUUGUUGGAGCAAUAAGUCAUGCAAAAGUUAGUUGUAGAAGAAUUAACGAUUUUCUUGAAAUGAACGAAGUUGAAAAGGCAAUGACAUCCUUCUCUAAUGCUGAUCAUCAAGCAACGGCUGUACAAGUUGCAGAUGGUAAUUUCAGCUGGAAAGUAUCAGUGGAAGAUGACAACGAGGAAAUUGAAAAGCAUUUGAGUGAUAUCAACCUGUCGAUACCGGAAGGAAGUUUGACUAUUGUUGCUGGUCCAAUAGGAAGUGGAAAAUCAUCACUACUAUCAGCCAUCCUAGGAGAAAUGACUACAAUUUCUGGAUCAGUUAAAUGGCAAAAAGGAGCUAAGGUGGCCUAUGGAUCGCAAAGAGCUUGGUUAAUGAAUGCCACUUUAAAGGAUAAUAUCGUGUUUGGUUCUCCUUACGAUGAUUAUAAGUAUCGGAAAGUUAUUGAGUGCUCUGCCUUGAAACAGGAUAUUGAUAUAUUACCUGCAGGAGAUCAAACUGAAAUUGGUGAAAGAGGUAUAAACUUGAGUGGAGGGCAAAAACAACGAAUCAGUAUUGCCAGAACUUUAUAUUCAAACUCUGAUAUAAUUCUCUUUGAUGAUCCUAUGUCGGCAUUGGAUGUUCAUGUUGGAAGGCAUAUAUUUGACGAAGCGAUUUAUAAAUAUCUUAUAAAGGAAUUGGGUCGAACUGUUAUUCUGAUUACUCAUCAAAUGCAAUAUCUACCGAAGGCGGAUAACAUUAUUGGUAUGAGUAAAGGAAAAAUUAUUGCUAAGGGAACUUAUGAGGAUUUGAGUGAAAACCACCCAGAAUUGAUUGCAUCAUGGGAAAAAGGAUCGUCUGAAAAAGAAGAAAAAAAGUCUCUCGAAAAACGUCGUUCAUUAACAGGUUCCGAAACCGAUCUAGUUUGGAGCAGUAAAUUCGCCCAGAGUAUUUCUCGCUCAGGAAGUAUUGCUACUCUUCAUUUAGUUGGAAAUGAUCUUGAUAAUUCGGAGGACGUUGAAACAACACGAAAACAGAAGACUAUUAUUGAUGAGAAAAAAACUGAUGAUGAAGCUGGAAAAUUGAUUAAUGAAGAAGAGAGAGAAGAAGGAGCAGUAUCUCUAAAUGUUUAUAAACAAUUCUUUUUAGCUGCUGGCAUUCCUGCAUCAAUUGGAACAUUCAUGGCUUACUUUAUUAGGCAAGCCCUAAGAAUUGGUUCUGAUUAUUGGUUGGCUCAUUGGACGGAAGCAUCGAAAGAAGUUCCUCAUCUUCAUAAUAUAACUUUAGACGAAUAUCAUCAUAAAUCUGUCUCAAAUCUGAUGUUGGUUUAUGGUUUGAUAUGCUCUGGAUUUGUUCUUUUCUGUAUGGUCUGUGGAUUUACUAUUGAAUUUUCAUGCUUGAAAGCUGCUAAAUUUCUACAUUCGUCUAUGCUUUGGAGAAUUGUUGAUGCUCCCAUGCGUUUCUUCGAUACAACACCUUUGGGCAGAAUCGUAAACAGGUUUACAGGUGAUACAAUGGUUGUUGAUGAACGACUUGCGCAAAUUUUGGAUGCCUUUCUUUACUGUACUUUCUUUUCAAUUGGUGGUCUGGUAGUUAUCGCUUCUUCAAGUUUUUACUUUCUGAUAGCCGUCGUACCGCUUGCCGCUGUAUAUAUAGCUGUCCAACGUUUUUAUAUUGCAUCUUGCCGAGAUUUACAGAGACUUGAUAGUCUUAGUAAAUCUCCCGUAUUAUCCCACUUCAGUGAAACUAUCGGUGGCCUAGCUACUAUUAGGGCAUAUGAUAGACAAGAAGCGUUUUUGGAAAAGAAUUUCGAAGUAGUUGACAAUAAUAACAAAGCAUUCCUUAACUUACAAACUGCAAUUUUAUGGAUGGGAAUCAGAUUGGACUUUGUCGGAUCAUUCACUGUAUUUGCAGCAACUGUAUGUAGUUUGGUUUCAGCUUUAAAUGGAGGAAUUACGGAAGGUGUCGUUGGUUUAUGUAUAACGUAUUCUUUGAUGAUUUCUGCAAACUUGAAUUGGAUGAUGAAAGCGAUGUCAGAAACUGAAAUGUAUUUCAACGCGGUCGAAAGAAUUUGUCAUUACACAACAAUUAAAAAUGAAAAUUUUGAAGAUGGAGAAGCUCCAAGAGAUUCUUGGCCAGAAAAGGGUGUCAUUGCUCUGAACGAUUUAUCUCUAAGAUAUGAUGAGAGUCUAAACAACGUUGUAAAGAGUCUUAAUCUGAACAUUAGCGGCGGAGAUAAGGUUGGAAUUUGUGGUAGAACUGGCAGUGGAAAAUCUUCACUUAUGUUGGGACUAUUCCGAUUGAUAGAUACAUCAAAUGGAAAAACAGAAAUCGAUGGACUUGAUAUCAGCAGAGUUCCAUUAAGACAAUUAAGAUCUAGACUAGCUAUUAUUCCACAAGACCCUGUAUUGUUCGCAGGUACAGUGAGGUUUAAUCUAGAUCCAGCCCACAAGUAUACAGAUCAGGCUAUUUGGAAGGCUUUGGAAAUUUCUCAAUUAUCACCAACUAUUCAAAAAGAAGGUCAAGGCUUAGAAUUAGCUGUUUCAGAAGGAGGCGAAAAUUUCAGUUUAGGUCAACGACAGUUAUUCUGUUUGGCUCGGGCUUUAUUACGUAAUUCUAACAUCUUAAUUAUGGAUGAAGCUACUGCAUCAGUUGAUAUGGUUACAGAUAGAAUUGUUCAAGAAGUUAUCAAGCAUCAUUUCAAAGAUAGGACAGUUUUAACAAUCGCCCAUAGAGUGGCAUCAAUUCUAAACUAUGAUACCAUAGUCGUUUUACAAAACGGCGAUGUUAUUGAGACUGGUUCACCCGAUGAUUUAAAAACUAGGGAAGGAGGCAUCUUUGCAGGCAUGAUCCGAGAUAAUCUGUAA
This is a messenger RNA of Dimorphilus gyrociliatus, 5304 nucleotides long. Lineage: Eukaryota; Metazoa; Annelida; Polychaeta; Dinophilidae. The record is from the annotation of a GenBank genome assembly.